AUGAGGGCCUUCAAGGCCAGGCGUCGCAGUUCGAGACGAAAGUCGAACCUCUCGCGGCAGAUUUCGCCCGAGAAUUUGGGAGAGGCGAACUCUAUCGAGGACACAGACAGUGUGGGCAACAAAGCUCUUGCAAACAAAAUCGGGCGAACCUCGAUUGGUGCUUCAAUAAGCCCCCGAGACAAGACCAAUAAAAAUGCCACAGAUUGCUCAACAGAUUGCUCAGACUCAUCUGGCUUCGAGUAUUCGUCCGAGCCAGACAAUCUUGUCAAUUCCAUGCCAAAACGAGUGCUGGAAAGGCUAAUGGAUUUCACCCUGUUUCGAAACGCCCCGCACACUUUUUUCAUCGAAAUAGCCCGGAAGCUUACACUCAUGACGUAUCACACCCAAGAUCACAUCGUAAAGGCAGGCGAGUCGGCCAAAGCAAUGUACUGGAUUCUCAGAGGCUGUGUGAACGUUACGUCACCAGAUGGUGAGACUGUGCAUGCACAACUGCUAGAAGGCAGCUAUUUCGGUGAGAUUGGCAUCCUUUUCAACCGCUCGAGAACGGCGACUAUUGUGGCCAAGACAAAAGUUCUGGUAGGUGUCCUCACCGCGGACAAUUUCAACCAAAUCUUGCCUAAUUUUCCACAAGUUGAGCGUCAAAUUCGCGACGAAGCCCAAGAAAGGCUAGCCAUGCAGGACAAGAAAAAAAGAUCGGGCGUCACAAGCCUUCUUACCGCCAAUAUUGCCUGGAAUAGUGGCAAUGUCCAGCACACCGCGUCUUCUUCAAAAGACAUCAAACGUCCCGUCACUCCAGAAUCUACGCUCCAGUUUUCCUCUCAUUUGAUAUCUACAGAGGUGGUCGAUGACUCAAUAUCCAUUCGUCAGUUUUUGAAGAGCUUGCCACUUUUCACCACUUUGCCGGCAGAGAUUGCCCACAGAAUUGCACUUUGUGUCGAAAUAGAACAAGCAAAACCUUACGAAUACAUAUUUCACUCGGGUGAUCGCGGCACCAACAUUUACUUCAUCGUCAGUGGCGAAGUAGAGGUCCUGACGCGAGAAGCUCAAACAACUAGUUCCAAUGGGUGCGUCAAACGCUCUGAAAAGCUGUUGGCAAGAUUGGGUCCUGGUCAAUACUUCGGAGAAAUGGGGUUUUUAGGUUCAAUUAGCGACGAUAGCGCCAAAUCUAUAAGGUCAGCAGAUGUGAGAUCGGUUUCCUCCAGCACUUUGCUUGUGUUGACGGGAGAAACCCUAAAGCAUUUCUGCGAAAGCUAUCCCAUUGUGAAGCGAGAGAUAAUCAAAACCGCAGAUGAUCGUGCCAACCGAAACUUAACCAGUAAACGUAAGGAGAAUUCGGCUGCUCGUACAUAUUCUGGUUCCAAGCUGGUGCCUGAUCCGCAUAAUCCAAAAAAAAAAAGGCCCAAGCGCGACUUUACCAGCAAGAACUAUGUUGUUGCAGAUGCUAGUCCUUCAAUAGCCACAGGGGAUUCCAAUUCGUCCACAUUUGCCACUCCAUCGUCAUUUCCCUUGAAUCCAAAAUUCAAAUUCGGCACUCAGGAAGAAGUUCAAAGUAGUAGCAUGUCUCAUCAAAUUGACCCAUCCCCGACAAAGCUGACACUAGAGGAUAGUGCAGCUCAAAUUGCACAUCCAAAGACGUCAAAAAUUGUUCCUUCUAGAUCGGUUUCCCCGGCCACUGGGCCUACGCAGUUACUGGAAUUGAACUCACCACCCAUGAAUGCAGCAGUAAGCUCAGGCGACUCUUUCAAAAUUCAACACCCUGCCCCAUUGAACUAUAUGUCCCACAGAAAGCGGACAAGGCUGCUUAACUUGGGUGGAGGCCCAAAACGGAGAAAAAACUCGGUUUUGAGUGUUGGUCCUUUGCCAGAUCGAUUACUGCUUAGAUGCUUCCACUUUCUUCAGCUCCCUGACCUCAUGAAGCUUCGUCUAGUCUGUCGCAGAUGGAGGCAGCUCCUAUAUGUUGCUCCUGGUCUCUUCGACACCUUAGACUUGACGCCGUGGAACAAUUCCAUCAAUGAUGAUGCACUGAUUGAGAUCACGAAUUUUGUUGGCUCUAGACCGAAACUGAUUGACCUUUCGAGUUGUUUUCAUGUAACUGAUGAAGGAUUUUCAUAUAUGAUAAAUGAGAUCGCCAUAGAGGGCCAAAUACGCGUCAUCAAGAUGAGAAGCUGCUGGGAAAUAAGUGCGAUGGCAAUCAUGGAUAUUGGAGCACCACACAUUGGUAAAUGCGUGGAGGAAAUUGAUCUGACCAACUGCAGAAAGGUCAAAGAUGAUGUGAUUCAGCGGCUUUUAGGAACUAAUGACAGUAGACGGACACUCGCUGCUGUAUUCCCGACUUCGACCAAUGACCAAAACAAUUGGAUUUAUCCGCUAGACGAGCCUGUUGCAGGAAUGGAAAUGUUCGAUGGCGGCAACAAGACUUCUUUGAAUGUGGGUUGUCCCAAUUUGAAGAUUUUAACUCUGAGGCAUUGUAAAUCGCUAACGGACUCUACUCUUCGCCAUAUUGCACUAUACGCUCGUCACAAUUUGAAACAAUUGGACCUUACUCGGUGUACAGGUAUCACUGAUGUGGGUUUUUUGUACUGGGGAUAUGAAAGCUUUGCGAAUCUCGAAAAGCUGGUCUUGAGUGAGUGUAUUUUUUUGACAGACGAUUCGAUCAGAUCAAUAGCGAAUUGUACGGGCAGACUGCGUGAGCUUUAUUUGUCGUUUUGCUGCUCACUUACUGACGCUUCACUCGAGACGUUGUGCCUUGGUUGUCCGAACUUAGAAGUUUUGGACCUAAGCUUUUGCGGCAGGGCCGUUAGUGAUGUCUCAUUAUUGGGUAUAUCGAUGCAUUUAAGGAAGUUGCAGAGAAUAAUACUCAAGGGAUGCCAGAGAGUGACGAGAUCUGGUUUGGACUCUCUACUUGGAGGUUUUACUUCCCUCACUUAUAUUGACAUAUCCCAAUGCAAAAACGCACAUAUGUACCAAGGUGGCAUUGAAGCUACAAAAUUCGAGCCGGUGGGUAAGUCCAAGAGUGUGUUCUUGAAAACGGAGGAAAACAAAGAAAGGUGUGUUGAAGUAGUGAUUUGA
Lachancea meyersii CBS 8951 is the source of this 3069-nucleotide messenger RNA. NCBI's taxonomy places the organism in Eukaryota, Fungi, Ascomycota, Saccharomycetes, Saccharomycetales, Saccharomycetaceae. The record is from the annotation of a GenBank genome assembly.